Centruroides sculpturatus (bark scorpion) is the source of this 1251-nucleotide messenger RNA. Its product is annotated as WD repeat-containing protein 37-like. The record is from RefSeq and is a predicted model, not a curated record. The transcript is spliced from 5 exons. Bases 679 to 1236 code for a protein of 185 amino acids. NCBI's taxonomy places the organism in Eukaryota, Metazoa, Arthropoda, Arachnida, Scorpiones, Buthidae.
GCGAUAUUUUAAUCGAACGUCUGACAUAACCGGAGAUGUUUUAUGGAAGAAAAAUAAAAUCGUGCAUUUGUAACAAGACCAUAGCGUUACUUUAUUAAACGUCUAACAUUAUUUAAAUAUUGCAAACAAUUGAAAAUAUUUUUCUUCUGUAUUUACUUCUUGUCAUCUUUAAUGAUUCAUUUUUUGGUAAUUGUUUAUUAUUUUUUUACGCUACAAUUUUACGUCCACUGUUAAUAUUUUAAACGUACGAAAUAUGAAGAAGGCGACCGGAAUAAUAUAUAUCGCAAGGGUGGAGCGGCACUCCCGGGAAUGGCCGAAACGUUUCGGUCUCGCUCGACCAUAGGUUAUGUUUUUUGACGUGAAGAUUGCGUCACAGGAAACGUCGGAAUGGUGGACGAUGAUGUCAUGGUAUUUUGGACGAUACGAUUGACUUUUACUCGUUACGUUUUGUGACGAGUGAAUAUAUUCCCGUUUCUUAUUGGUUAAAUUUUAAACGACAAGGGCGACGUCAGGUUCCAUUCAUUGAUAUUUUGAAAGUCAAAUUUUUCGUAAUUUUGGUAUUAAAUAUGUAAAUAAAGGGCUGUGUUAUGUAUUUCGACAUUUUAGAUAAGCGUAAUAAAUGGAUUGCGUAUAGUUUUCCAAAUGAUUCAUUAGAAGCAGAUUUUUAAAAUCCAAAAUAUGCCGCAAGAUAGUUCUAGUGGCAAACCUCCCAAAGGUAAAAGAAAAAAGAAUGUAUCAAGAGUCCUGAGUCAUGGUGAUGCAGAUCUUCAAUUACAUUAUAACAAAACUGAUGAUGGCGAUGCUUCACUUCCUCUUGCUUUUCGGGGGCGUCUGUACGAACUAUUUAGCCAAAUCGAAAAGGAGUUCGAGGUAUUAUAUGCAGAAAAUCUUACUUUGAAAGAAAAGAUUGAUUCAUUGAAUGAACAAUUGGAAAGAGAAACAAAUCUUUCGUCAGAACGCCCCAUCGAUUAUGUGGAUAGCGGAGAACCCACGAGUGGUAAAACUAAAGGAAAGAGAGAAUCCUUGACAGCAAGCCAAUUAUCUCAAAAGAUCAAAAGCACUUACAGGUUGAAAGCUUCCACUAGUCGAAUUGUAUCCACUUUCAAAGCUCCAACAAUUAGCUGUCACCAAGUGUCUGAAUAUCUUGGACAUAGAGAUGGUGUAUGGGAAGUCAGUACAGCACGUUGUGGUUUACCAGUAAUAGCCACAGCAUCAGCAGGUAACAGGAAUACUUAAUAUUAAUUUUCUGUG